Messenger RNA from Periophthalmus magnuspinnatus, 6742 nucleotides. RefSeq names its product fibronectin-like. NCBI's taxonomy places the organism in Eukaryota, Metazoa, Chordata, Actinopteri, Gobiiformes, Gobiidae. The record is from RefSeq and is a predicted model, not a curated record. The coding region runs from base 4 to 6327 and encodes 2107 amino acids. Gene Ontology annotation, molecular function: protein binding. The transcript is spliced from 26 exons.
CCUAUGAACCUCUCAUCAGAGAUGGACUGUGGCUCUAGCAGGAUGUCGAUUUCUUGGGCAGACAGUGACGGCGCAGACUCGUACUUAGCCACAGUGGUGGACAGUUAUGGUCAAAUCACCAGCUGUCAGGCCACUACAGAGGGGCAGUGCAGUGUGGGGGCCCUCGGCUGUGGACUCAUCUACCAUGUGUCUCUAGUGGCCUCAGACGGGCACUGCGAAAGCCAGUCCACAGAUGCAGUCGACACACCAUCAGUCCCAUGUGCACCUGAACACAUAAAGGCCAUGUUUGACUGCCAGCUGAAUACGGCUCUGGUGACCUGGUACCCGAGCCAUGGGGCGGUUCUGUACAUUGUCACGGCGACUGCAGCAUCCGGGGACAUCUCCAGCUGUCAGACUGACUCCACCACCCACUGUGAGCUGGACGAACUAGAGUGUGGGGACAGCUACUCCAUCCAAGUGUUAGCCGUGGGAGAAACAUGCAACACCACUGGCCAUAUGAGCGGAGAAAUGGAGACCGGUCCGUGUCCCCCGGAGAUCCUGAGCACAGAAUACAGCGUAACCAUCGGACAGGUGGUGUGGGCUCAUACUCUUGGAGCAGAGUAUUACACAGUGGAGGCAGUGACAGACCGGGGCCUAGUCUCUCAAUGCCAAACCAAUGACACGUACUGCCCCCUUCACAUGGAGUGUAGUCAGACUUACACUGUCACUUUAACAGCAAACAACGAUGAUACAUGCAGCUCAGGCGUCCCCUCCAACGAAACAGCAUCCAUCAUAACAGAGCCUUGCCCACCUCAGAACUUUCAGACCAGCGUUCGGUGUGAGAUUAACUCGGCGACAGCGUCUUGGGAGCCCAGUGUGGGCGCUGUGUCGUAUAAGACCACGCUGUCUGGACGUAAUGGUAAAACGCUGUGGUGCCAAACAGACAACACAUUCUGUGAAUUGCCCGGACUGGAGUGCGGAGUCAUCUAUUACGCAAACGUCGUCGCCAUGGGAGACACGUUAAACAGUACUGAAUCUGGAACGGUACAACUCGAAGCAGCUCCUUGCCCAGUUGAAAAUGUGCUAGUAGACGGGGACUGGUACAACAGCAGCGCUGUGCUAAGUUGGAGCCCGGCCUCUGGAGCUGUUUCCUAUAAAAUGAUCGCUACGGCAACAAGCGGUCACCAGGUGUCAUGUGAGUCGACCAGCUCCGAGUGUGAGCUGGAGGAGCUGGAGGAUGGACAGACCUACACCAUCAAAGCCGUGUCAAUCAACGACAAGUGCUCUGUGGAGACCGAUACUGGGGUCAUCUUCAAGACACGACCUUCUAAACCACAGGGUGUUGGUGCAGACUUCCUGUGCGAUAAAGACAUGGCUAUGGUGUUCUGGAAGGAUGAGGAUGGAGUGGACAUGUACAAAAUUACUGUAGUAUCCAGCUCAGGGGUCACUAGCGAAUAUAACUCUACAAAAUCACCCUACAUGUUCGAUGACUUUGACUGUGGAGAAACCUAUAACUUUAGCGUGAAAGCUUGUAACAGCAUGUCCUGCAGUAAACCCAGUAAAACCGUGCAUAUGGAAACAGGUCCCUGCCAGCCGACCAAUCUGACUGUAUCCAGCUCAUGUAAUAAGGACACAGUGGUGCUGAGCUGGUCUGACGUAGCCCUAGCAUUGUGGUAUGAGGUGGACGUAACAGGAGUCCUUGGAUCAUACGGCGGCGCAUCUUUAAAGACAAACUCCACCACAGUGGAGAUAAACCUGCCGUGUGGACUGCACUACACUUUCACCGUACAAGCCCUGGGCCAAGCCUGUGUCAGUCCUGUCAGUAAACCAGUGCACCAUAAUGGCAGUCCAUGUGUUCCUUGGAAUGUGCAGAGUUACACCAGCUGUGAGGACUCUAUUGGCACUGUGAGCUGGGCCCCUACUGACGGAGCGGAGUAUUACAUCGCCUUUGCAGUGGGACUGGACGGCCACUCUGGCGUCUGCACCACAAAUAAAACUUCCUGUAUCUGGAACGACCUGCAAUGUGGAGAUCUCUACACAGUCUUUGUCACAGCCCAUAAUGAUGCUUGUGAUAGCAUGCAGAGCAAUAGCACCACUAUAAGAAUGGCAUCUUGCAUACCACAGAAUCUCUCAGUUGAUUUCAAUUGCUCCAUGAAGGUGGGCCAUCUCUCUUGGGAUGCCGUCGACACUGCAGACUUCUACAUUGCCACAGCAGAGACCAACAGUGGGCACAAAAUCCAGCAGACGACCAAUGACACAUGGGUCUACUUCUCUGAGUUCUUAUGUGGAGAGGAGUACUUCCUGUCUGUCCAGUCUGUUGACGCACACUGCACCAGCAAACCCAGCCCUGCUGCCAAGCUGCAGUCAGAGCCCUGUCCUCCCACUGGUGUGAGCAGCUUCAUGAACUGUGUGGCGAAUAUCGCAGUGGUCUCCUGGAACAGAUCGGCCGGAGCAGACUACUACACGGCCACAGUGAUGUCAGAGGAGGGCACGUCCCACUCCUGCUGGUCUGAUAAUGACCAGUGUGGCAUCCCAAACCUGCGCUGCGGACAGGACUACUCAGUCAGUGUGGUGGCCUCCAACAAAGCCUGUAACUCGGACCCCAGCAAGGAGAGCAAGCUCACAUCAGUGCCGUGCGUUCCUACCAAUGUGAAAGUGUUAGUGGAUUGCAGCAACAACCAGGCGACAGUGUCCUGGGAUGCCAGCGAGGGGGCGCUGUCGUACACAGUGACAGCUGAAGGCGGGAGUGGCAUCUCCUCUUCCUGUGAGACGAGUGCGUUGUCGUGCGUUCUCGCUGAUCUGCAGUGUGGACAGGAAUAUAGCGUCCAAGUGGUGUCCAAAGAUGACAUCUGCUCCAGUCUGCCCAGCCCGGCCACUCUCUUUGACUCAGUUCCUUGCGUCCCGGACAUGGGCUCUGUGGUGAUGGACUGUGUCGCCGACAGUUUCAUAGCCGACUGGAUGUUCUCGGAGGGAGCGGUGAAGUACACAGCCACUGCUCUGUCAGACAACGGAGGGCAGUCCACGUGCAGCUCCAAUAACACAAACUGUGAGCUCAGCGGCCUGCAGUGUGGUCAAACAUACUCCGUGAGCGUCCAGGCUGAGAAUGCCGUCUGCAGUAGCGCCUCCAGUAACGCUGUGCAGGCCACGUCAGCCCCUUGUCCUGCUCAGGGUGUGGCCUCCUCUCUCAACUGCUCCACAAACUCCAUCCAUGUGCAGUGGCAGCAGGUCUCAGGUCUGGAGUACCUUGUGGCCGCGUUGGGGGUGGAGGAGGACACAGCCUAUUGCUCCUCCUCCUCUGACUCCUGUGUCCUGAAGGGUCUGGAGUGCGGCUUCAUCUACAACAUCAGUGUCAUAGCUUCCAAUUUUGUCUGCAAUACGUCCAGCUCUGUCAUCCAGCAGCACUCAGUUCCCUGUAUCCCACAAAACGUCCGCACUAAGUUUGACUGUGAGGACAAAGACGUGCAGGUGACGUGGCAGACCACUAAGGGCGCCCACGGCUACAGGACUGUGGCUCAGAGUUUGGGUGGAUUUCCUGAGGCCUGCCUCACCAAUGACACUUGGUGCACCUUCAGUCAGCUCGCCUGUGACAUGAACUACACCUUUACUGUGGUGGCCUUAGACGAUGAGUGCAGCAGCUACGCCAGUGACCCAGUGGAGAUAUACACAGGUCCGUGUGAGCCUCAGAGGGUCAUGGCAGACAUGUUUUGUCAUAAUAACACUGCGAUGGUGUCCUGGGAGGGAGAAGGAGUGACCUCAUACUCUGUGCAUGGCUACGGCCCUGAUGGUCACGCCGUCUCAUGCAACACUGAGGGAACCAGCUGCCAAUUACCCGACAUGCACUGCGGCCAGACGUACAACUUGACAGUCACAGCCAAUGACGGCCGCUGCAAUAACAGUCAGACUCAUGUCAGUCUAAAAUCAGUCCCGUGCAGUCCUACAAACGUAGGUGUCUCUCUACAGUGCUACAGUCACAUUGCAGCGGUCACAUGGGAGCCGGCCAGUGGAGCCAUCUCCUACAAGGCCUUGGCAGUGUCCGCAGACGGCAGCCACACUUCAGUCUGCACCAACAACGAGACACACUGCGACCUGAGCGACCUGCAGUGUGGUACCGUCUACAGCGUGACGGUGGUCGGCGUGGACAGCUCCUGCUCCAGUGUGGAGAGUGCAGCUGCAACGGUGCAAACAGCCCCCUGUCCUCCUCAGGAUGUCGUGAUUACUGAGCAGUGCGCAAAUGGCUCCAUGACAGUGUCCUGGUCUGCUCUCCCUGGAGCGCAGUACUUCCUUGUGAACGGGAUCAGCGACAGUAGCAGUGUGCUGGACUGUAACACCACCUCCACCUCAUGCUCGUUCAGCAGUCUGCCCUGUGGAAUAAAAUAUAAUUUCAUUGUGCUUGCCAUCAGGGGAGCUUGCCCCAGUCGUCCCAGUUCACCAGUGCUUACCAGCUCAGCCCCAUGCGUACCCACAGACAUUAACGGAAACCUGGACUGUGUUACAAAUGCCGCCUGGAUCAGCUGGACUAACUCAAAGGGAGCGAGCAGUUAUUUUGUCUUCGCUAGUGCCAAGGGAAAAGCACAUAACGCCUCCUGCACUUCAGACUCUUCCCAGUGCAACCUACCAGACCUGAUAUGUGGGACUCUGUAUGACAUCCAGGUCACCGCAGAGAACGAACACUGCUCCAGCACCCCCUCCGCCAACUUCGAACUUGAGACAGCUGCUUGCGCCCUGACCUCCAUAAACGCGUCUACUAAGUGUGACAGCAGCGUGAUCACGGUGCAAUGGGAGAUGUCUGAGAACAUGCCCGUGUACGUGGCCACAGCCGAAGGUCACGACUUCAGCCUGAUCAUGUGUAACAGCACCAAGAGCUCCUGUCAGCUCACUAGUGCCACCUGCGGGAUGCACUACACCAUCAUCGUCUCCACCUCCUCCAUCAAGUGCAGCACCCUCAGGAGCCCGCCGCACAAGAUCGACACAGCUCCUUGCGCUCCUCAGAACGUGACAGCGGUCCAGUCCUGCAGUAACAAUGGAGUGAUUGUGUCUUAUGACCUUUCCCGGGUGGCCAGUCAUUACAAAGUGGAGGUGACAGGACCCGGCUUCAAUAAAACCUGUGAAAGCACUUCUGACAGCUGCACCCUGGACGGCCUGCCAUGCGGAGAGGAGUUUAAGGUGGUGGUGUACGCCCUCACGCAGAACUGCACCAGCCCAGGGACCACCAUAACCUACUCAUCUGGCCCGUGCCCUCCCUCUGGCCUCACUGUGUCGUACGACUGCGCCGGCCUGUCUGCCACGUUGGCCUGGGACAACAGUGAGGGCACAGAGCAGUACUAUGCCAGUGCUCAGACUGACGAAUACACUCCACUUUACUGCACCAGCACAGGCCUGUCCUGCACCAUCGAAGGCCUGCUCUGCGGCUACAACUACUCCUUUGGUGUGGAGGCCUCCAACAAUGUGUGCAACAGCUCCUCUGCACAACCAGUGGAAGCGGGAGCAGUCCCUUGCAGUCCGACCAAUAUCCGGGUUCGCAUGCAGUUGAUAGAAGGUCUCUUCUGGGCCAUGAUCUCCUGGGACCGCGUGACCUGUCCCGACGUGGAGUACCAGAUGGUCCUCGCAGGUCACAUUAACGACAACCCUAAAACCCAAAUGCACAUCUCCUCGUACUGGCUAGAGCGGCCAUACUAUGAGACGCCUCUGCCCACCAGCUCCAACUACAAGAUCAAUGUGUACGCGAGAAACAAGGCCGGAGUCAGCAGGCCAAGCUUCACCGAGACCGGGGUCACGGUGCCCUCCCCUCCUCAGAACGCGGUCUACAAUAAAGCCACUUCAGAGCUGACCUGGGACGCUUCCAUCUUGGCUAACCACUACAGAGUGUACACGGUGACAGGGAAUGUGGAGACAGUGUUGUGUGAGACCUCCCAUCUCUCCUGCACCGCCAUAGCAGUCGACGUCUCUUCUCUCAGAGUCAAAGCCACGAACUCAGCUGGGAGCAGCCUGCCCAGUGUCCCUACAGCUGUUGACGCUCGCAAGAGAAGAGACCUGAUAGGAGCUGAGAUGGCCUUGGAUAACACUCUACUGCCCCCCUCUGGUGUGAGCGUGAAGGUGGCCGGCACCUCUCUGACAGUGAAGUGGAGAACGGUGAUCGAUGCAGCCGAGUAUGUGGUAGUCAUCGAUAAGAAGAUCGAAAACUCUCAAUCUUUGAUCAAAACUACAGCAAAAACAAACCUCAUUGUCACCGGCCUCCAGCCCAAUACCGAAUACUGCCUCAAGGUGGCAGCAAAGAACAUUUCACAGCAGAGCCCUUACUCUCCAAUCCAGUGCAUAUCAACCAAAAAAAGAAAUGGGACUGAAGUCUAGUAACAAUAAUAAGACCUAACUUGGAAGCUAAAAGGGAAAUAUUGUAUAAAAUGAAUCUAUGAACAGUGAUCUGUGUGGGAAUAUGUCAAAUUAUUAUCAAAUGUGAGUAGUUUGAAAAUCUUUAGCCUUAGAAAAUCAAAAGAAGAGAUUAUAGGUUGAAAUUAAUGCAGCAUGCCACUUUUUAGUGCUUUCACAAAGUAUUUCUGAAAUUAUAUUUAUCAAAUUAUUAUAUUUUUGACUCUAGGCUUCAAGAUCUUCUGCUGAUUGUGCAAGUAGGUAAUUUAUCGAGUGAUAUUUUAAACCAUGCAGUAUGUUGUGUUUGUGACAUAUGUGAUUAUCUUUUUGUGAGAGCUUUAACCAGAUCUUUUGUAACAAUUUCACAAAUUUAUUCACUAAUUAAAACAGCUGUGAAACU